Molecule: messenger RNA, 1767 nt
Organism: Caenorhabditis auriculariae
Lineage: Eukaryota; Metazoa; Nematoda; Chromadorea; Rhabditida; Rhabditidae
Source: the annotation of a GenBank genome assembly
AUGUCCGGGCCACCAAGACACCCGAAUGCGGUCGUCAUCCAGCCGCCCACGACCACGAUCUCUCCUCUGAUCCGCUUCGGACGUUACACUGCUCUUGGACUUGGUAUCUUAUAUGGUCAGUUUAACUUUUUUUCAUGUUCUAAUAGUUUUUUUCCGAAAUAAUUGUUACAUUUUUUUGAAUUUUUCAAAACUAAAAUAAAAAAACUCUCAAUUUUUUUAAAUUUCGAAAAAGGAUAAGAAUUAAAAAUCAUGCACUGUAAAAUGUAUUUUUCUGCUCGAAAAAAUUUUAUAUUGUGCUCAAAGUGAUCUCGGCUGUUAAAAAUUGCGUUUUUCAUUUAAAAUGAUUUCGGAAAUAGGCGGAAUCGGAAUUCCGAGAGGGCGUGGAAAAAGAGUCCUACAAGGAGAUAAAUAUGGGUUUUAUCUGUAACCUUUACGCGCCAACUCAAAAUUUCAGAGUGAUUUGUCACGAAAAUUUCAAAAAAACUCGGGUCUAAAACUCACCUUAAAAAAAUUUAUAUAUUGCGAUGAAUCGUUUUAGGAUCCGUUUUUUUCUCUGAAGGCACCCGGAAUAUCGAUUUUUCUUAUUUCCCGAAAUUAUUUUAAACAAAUUAAGCGUCAAUUUCUAAAUCGAAAUCAGCCGAAAUCACUUUGAACACGACAGUCUUUUUUUAGUACAUAUAAAAAAAAUUUUUAAAAGAGAUUUUUUUAGGCCUUUCAGAUAAAUAAUCAAAAAUUGUAUUCAUUGCUGAAAAAAAUUUCAAAAAAAUUUGAAAAAAAGGCGCUGGGCUCUCUUGCAUGGCGCAAAAAUUAAACUUACUGCCGUUGCCAAAAUAAUUAUGUCGCUAAGCAUUAUGAAUCUCAGAAACGGAGCUCGGAAAAAAGUUUUGAUGAAGAUUUUUUUGAAGAGAACGUUUAAGGAGCGGUGCGCCUCCGUCAGAUCCGUGAGCACCACGCUGACAUCCGCGAGUGGGAGCACGAGAAGGCUGUCGCCAAGGCUGCCGAGGCCGCCCGACAGAAGAAAUGGCUCGCCAAGGAAGAAAUGCGGUACCUCAUGCAGGUUUGUGAACCCCUUUCACAAUCAAGUUUUUUAAGUUCUAAAUGACUUAAUUCAAUUAUUUCGCUUACAAUCAUAAAUAUUUGAGCUUGUUUGCUGCUAUUCUAUUUUUCAAGUUCCUAUUUCUAAAUAAAGGUGAAAGUUUGAAGGUGAAAGUAAUGAAAAGUAUCGCUUGACACUAAAUUGCGCCAUGUGGAAAUUCAAAAUAUAUUGACCGAUGAUUUUUUUCAAAGGUAGAGGCGUUUUUCGCAAUAAAUAUGAAAAAAAAUUUGCUUCACUUACCAAUUUUCUAUAAGUCUUUUUUUGUUUUAAAAAAAGUUUAGAAGUUGAGCAAGCAUGAAAAAAACAAUUUCGUUGAAAUUUUUUUAAUAAAUAACCGCUUAUUUCAUUUUAUUAUGUAAUAGCUCUAUCACAUACGAGAAAUAAGAGAAAUUAAACGGAUGAUUAUUUUUCAAUUUAACUUUUUUUGGGAAAUUUUUUUCUCAUUUAAAUACACGUACACAUAUCGAAAGGGAAUGUUAAAUUUUUGAAAUUUAUCAUAGAGCUAAUAUUGUAAUAAUGUAUUGUAUGGUUCUGUUUCCAGUUGAGUUCUCUUCAUAUUUCUUUUUAAAGUGAUGUGAGAAGAAGAAAAAAGAAAAUUGCAGGUGGUCAAUAUUCCUUUUGAAGAAGGUGUCGCCCAGUUCGGAGUCGAAGAUCUUUACCGCGAAGGAUAA